UUGAUGUCGAGAAAACAAACGAAGAUAUGAGCGACAUUGAGUUUUUUUUGCGGGAGAACAAAAAAGUGAAAAAAUACUCAGACUUUCCUACGCCCCCUGUUGACAUCCUCUGGGCGAACGAAGAUACCAAGCAGCUGCUGGAGCGUAUUCUGCCUCUCAAUAAUCUUCCAAGACUGCAAUGGGUUUUGAUACAGGCUCUCUUUUGUGACAUUGGAGGUGAUCGCAUGGUUCGUGGAUAUCAAGACAAAGUAUCCCUGCAGUCACAGGACAAAGAUCUAACUCGGUUCAAACUCAAAGGAACGAUUUCUACCAACGGUCUAGUUCUGAAUCUACUUGCCUAUGACACAACCCAGACGAAGAGACAGCAGCACCCCAGCCAAGAACUGGAGCUUUCUCAGGGAUUUCUCAACACGACGUGUUCAAAGGCGGCCGGUGAAGACCUAACAGAUGAAGACUACGCAAACAUAAACUGGAAGAGGAGCUCCAAGCUGCUUGAAAACGUUGAGCUCACAUUCAACAAACCAGGGCGAUGCCCAUCCGCAAACACCACAACUAUCGUCGGAUGUGAUCCUGGUAUUGUUAACGCCCUUACGUUUUCCUCGCUGGACCUCACAACCCUAACUUGCGGCAAACGGAAGCGUGAAAAAGGAAUGAUUGAGGUUGAGAGCGCCAUCCCUGUGUUUGGAAGGGAUACGUAUAAUGAGUACUUUCAAUGGAUGAACGAGGAGUCUCAGACACAGACAGGAUCAACGAAUUUGGAUGUGCUUCAAGAGUUCUACGAGUCCAGAUGGCACCUGAAAAAAAAAUGGGACCUACGAAAGGCUCAACGAGCUACGUUCGACUACGCGGUACAGCGAGUGUUGAAGAUGCUUGGGGAUAAAGGAGUACUUGUCGUCGGCCUAGGGUCCUUUGAAAGUAGUAAAGGAGUUCCCAGCAAGCACACUGCUAUAACGAGACAUCUUGUCACACAGGUCAAAGCACGAGGACACUUCGCUGUAGGAGCGCACGAAUUUUACACCAGCGCCCGCUGUCCCCGACCCCUCUGCGAUAGCUUUUUAGAGACGGUGUACCCUCGCUCUAAAUAUUGCGGACAUACAAGAGAGCCUGCAAAGUACAAGCCCACGGAAGAGUCGCCUGCUCCGGCUGCAAAGCGCGCACGACGCUAGACACAAGUAUUUGGGUGCCGGCACAC
This is a messenger RNA of Lobosporangium transversale, 1192 nucleotides long. RefSeq lists its product as hypothetical. NCBI's taxonomy places the organism in Eukaryota, Fungi, Mortierellomycota, Mortierellomycetes, Mortierellales, Mortierellaceae. The transcript has 7 exons. The record is from RefSeq and is a predicted model, not a curated record. Bases 27 to 1166 code for a protein of 379 amino acids.